Molecule: messenger RNA, 1470 nt
Organism: Ricinus communis (castor bean)
Lineage: Eukaryota; Viridiplantae; Streptophyta; Magnoliopsida; Malpighiales; Euphorbiaceae
Product: protein trichome birefringence-like 34
Exons: 5
Coding region: 52-1299 (415 amino acids)
Cellular component (GO): Golgi apparatus
Molecular function (GO): O-acetyltransferase activity
Source: RefSeq, a predicted model, not a curated record
CACAGAUAACAGCAUCACUCAUCAUCUUCAAACUUACAAUUUAAUCUCUCAAUGGCAAAGAAAAACCAACUCCAAAAUCAAAUGCUCCCUCCUCCACAGCCUGUUGCAUAUUCUUGGGGAAUCAGAAACACCUUCCAUUUCCUCAUUGCCCUCCUCUUUGCCCUCCUCCUCAUUGUCGCAGUAUAUCUAAACCAAAACAGGGGUGACCUAAUAGAAGAAAGAACUACUAGUAAAACUUCAGGUGACUUGUUGUCUAGGUGUAAUUUGUUUUCUGGCAAAUGGGUUUUUGAUAACAAAUCUUACCCUCUGUACAAAGAACAAGAAUGUACUUUCAUGUCUGAUCAGUUGGCUUGUCAGAAGUUUGGUAGAAAAGACUUGAGUUAUCAAAAUUGGAGAUGGCAACCUCACCAAUGUGAUCUUCCAAGGUUCAACGCAACUGCAUUGCUGGAGAGGCUAAGGAACAAGAGGCUUUUGUAUGUUGGGGAUUCAUUAAACAGAGGACAAUGGGUUUCAAUGGUGUGUCUUGUGGAUUCAUCUAUUCCUUCAGAUAAAAAAUCCAUGCACCAGAAUGGUUCUUUGGCUACGUUCAAGGCCAUUGAAUAUAAUGCAACAAUUGAGUUCUACUGGGCGCCAUUACUGGUGGAAUCAAACUCAGAUGAUCCAGUAAAUCACAGAGUAGCUGAACGGACUGUUAGAGUUCAAGGAAUUGAAAAGCAUGCUAGGCAUUGGACUGAUGCAGACAUACUCGUUUUCAAUUCCUAUCUUUGGUGGAGAAGGUCCCAAAUGAAAGUUCUAUGGGGAUCCUUUGAUAACCCAGAUGGCAUUUACAAAUUUGUAAAGAUGCCUAGAGUUUAUGAGAUGGCUCUGAAGACAUGGUCCGAUUGGCUAGAGGUGCACAUUGACCCAUCCAGACAACAAUUGUUCUUUGUCAGCAUUUCACCGACUCACCAAAAAGCACAGGAGUGGGGUGGAGCAGAAGAAGAAAAUUGUUACGGUGAAACAGAGCAAAUCUUCAAAGAGGGAUACAGGGGAAAAGCAACCUGUCCAGAGAUGAUGCACGUAGUGGAUAAAGUACUUGAUGAUUUGAAAACAAGAGGCUUGAACGUGCAAAUGAUUAACAUAACACAGUUAUCAGAAUACAGAAAAGAAGGGCAUCCAUCUAUAUACAGAAAACAAUGGGAACCUUUAAAAGAAGAAGAAAUCUCGAACCCGAAAAGCUAUGCUGACUGUAUACAUUGGUGCCUUCCUGGAGUGCCUGAUGUCUGGAAUGAGCUUCUUUAUGCCCACAUUCUUAACUAAUCUUUGAUAUGUUGUUAAUUAACUUCUCCUGAACAUUUAAUCAACGCAAAUUCCCGAUAAAUUUUGGGAAUUGGGAGUUUGAUUCUCAUGUUCUUUGCUUGUAACGUGUUUCCAUCUGAGUAAUCAUAUGGAAAAAAGAAAAGAAACAGAAAGAAAGAAAAUUGCUUGUUU